Chlorocebus sabaeus (green monkey) is the source of this 2647-nucleotide messenger RNA. Its product is annotated as glycine N-acyltransferase-like protein 1. The record is from RefSeq and is a predicted model, not a curated record. Lineage: Eukaryota; Metazoa; Chordata; Mammalia; Primates; Cercopithecidae. Gene Ontology annotation, biological process: L-glutamine metabolic process. Gene Ontology annotation, molecular function: glycine N-acyltransferase activity; L-glutamine N-acyltransferase activity. Gene Ontology annotation, cellular component: mitochondrion.
AGUUGUGAUGAUAACCUUCUCCAAGUUAUUGUUAAAUUAUUGGCACAUUUCUGAGAAUUGUGAAUGACCUUUCAACAAAAGUUUACAGAUAUGUGUCAAAAUUUUUCUAUCUUUUUAAAAUUUUUGUAAUGAAACUGGGACAAGUUCCAAAAUGGCCAUAGGUCUGAAAUAUUUGGCCCUGAGAAACUAAAGAAAAUCUGUGCCAACUCCUGCUCUAAGUUUUUUAGUCAUACUUGGUCUUAGAGGGCUGAUAUUUUCUAUUCCGGAUGAAAGAAGAAUUCUCAGGCAUCUGAUGACCAAAAUAUGGGGAAAAAGUUGUGAUGGUGGUGGUGGAGUGUCUGCUACAGGCAUUUGGGAAACUCACAGAACUCUUAAUAUUCACUUUUAAUUCAUUCCACCAGGGAGGAAGGGCCUGGGUUUCAGAGCCAUUCAUAUAUGGUUUCAAAAUCUGACUUUGGCAUUUAUCUCUGUAAGAACUUGAGAAAUUUACUUAGUCUCUCUGAGCUUUGGUGUUUUCAGAAUGAAGAUGAUACUAACAGUACCUACAUCAUGAGUGUUACUUGAAUGGAGAUGUAUAAAGUGCAUUUUAAAUUCAUUUGGUUCCUUAACAUGUUCCGUUCACUUCUUAUCUUUUCAGAGUUUCUUCUUGAAGGUCUCGAGGUCUGAAGCAUCCCACAGAAUGAUCCUACUGAAUAACUCCCAUAAGCUGCUGGCCCUAUACAAAUCCUUGGCCAGGAACAUCCCUGAGUCCCUGAAGGUGUACGGCUCUGUGUAUCACAUCAAUCACGGGAACCCCUUCAACAUGGAGGUGUUGGUGGACUCCUGGCCCGAAUAUCAGAUGGUUAUUAUCCGGCCUCAAAAACAGGAGAUGACUGACGAUAUGGACUCAUACACAAAUGUGUAUCAUAUGUUCUCCAAAGAGCCUCAAAAAUCACAAGAAGUUUUGAAAAAUUGUGAGAUCAUCAACUGGAAACAGAGAUUCCAAAUCCAAGGUCUUCAGGAAAGUUUAGGUGAGGGGAUAAGAGCAGCUGCAUUUUCAAAGUCAGUGAAGGUAGAGCAUUCGACAGCAGUCCUCUUGGUUACGGAAGAUAUUCUGAAGCUCAAUGCCUCCAAUGAAAGCAAGUUUGGAAGCUGGGCUGAGACAGGCCACCCAGAUGACGACUUUGAAAGUGAAACUCCCAACUUUAAGUAUGCCCAGCUGGCUGUCUCUUAUUCUGGGCUGGUAAAUGACAACUGGAAGCGAGGGAAGAAUGAGAGGAGCCUGCGUUUCAUCAAGCGCUGCAUAGGAGCCCUGCCAGCAGCCUGUAUGCUCGGCCCAGAGGGAGUCCCAGUCUCAUGGGUCACCAUGGACCCUUCUUGUGAAGUAGGAAUGGCCUACAGCAUGGAAAAAUACCGAAGGACAGGCAACAUGGCACGAGUGAUGGUGCGAUACAUGAAAUAUCUGCGUCAGGAGAAUAUUCCAUUUUACCUCUCUGUGCGGGAAGAAAAUGAAUACUCCCGCAGAUUUGUGAGGCAGUUAGGUUUCUUUGAGGCCUCCUGUGAGUGGCACCAAUGGAUUUGCUAUCCACAGAAUCUAGUUCCAUUUUAGACAAUGAGGCUGCUUAGCAAUCUCUGGCAAGCCGUCUCUUAAUAUUAAAGCAGACACCACAGAAUAGCUUUCUUUACUUACAAACGCACAUUGUGCGUUUCUGAUACGGCAGGAACUCUUCUCACAUGGAGCCUUGAUAUUAAAAGACACAGCCGUGCUCUUGAGGAGCUCACAAUCCAGGCUGGAGGCAGGGGAGGGUAUAGUCUUUAUGCUUAAGGGAAUGUUGUAGGGAUUAUGCUUAUGCUUAUGUUGUAGGGAAGGACGGGGUUACCAGUAAACAUGUAACUAGAAAGCCAGGCUCAGUUCUUACCUCUGGGAAUCAGAACUCUUUAUGAAACUUGGUUAAUAGAAUCUACUAUCUGGAAGAUAUAUGAAGGAUUUUAAUAAAAUCAUCAAUAGAAUAUACCUAAUCUAUAUGGAUACUUUAUUGGAAUGAAUAGCCCUGCUAUGUAUGGAUUUAUGAGGCAAUGGUACACUGAAGAAUGGAAUCUGUCUCUUAGUUCAGUGAGUAGAAAUGUAUCAAAGGUGAAGCCUGAGAGGAACAGCUUUCCCAGGCUGUCUUUCAUCAUUGUUAUGCAGAAAAGGAAACCAGAGAAUCAAGUGAUCUGGCCUUGGGGCCUCUGCUAUGGAAAAGACAUUUGUUGUGUCUCCUUUCUCCUACUCUUUCUCACAUCCUCAUCAUGAUUGAAGCGCGUGGCACAGGGCAAGGUGUUGCCUGUGAGUCUGGUUAUAAGUUCAUUCUUUGGUGUUUGCAGCACUGCUAUCAUAAGGGGUCAGGGGCAUUCCGGGGAGAAGUGACCACUAAGGUGAGGAUUGCAGAGUAAGUAGGAGUAAGCCAGACAAAAAAAGCAGAAAAUGCAGAUGACGGAAAGGACACGUGCCAUGCGCUAUCAUAAGAACUUCCUAAUUAAACACUGAUAUUACAAUUCUGAAUCCCUGAUCUUAAAAAAAAAAAAUUGCACUUCACAAUCAAAACUUGGUCUCUUUUGGUUCCACUCUGCCACCCUGCCAUUGGAACUUGGAUUACUGUGAACACUGCAGCUAUAGCAAAAAAAAAAA